UGAGGGGCUCGUGCCAGCCGGGGAAGGGGCAGCUCUGUGAUUGGCACAGUAAUCAUGGCUUCCUGACUGGGAGGAGGAUCCUGUUGCCUAGAGACUGCUGAUGGUUUGGAAUACGGGUGUCAUGCUAAGUGAUCCACCCAGAUGCCCCUCUGUAUUUGGCCAAUCGUAGGGCAGCUGAGCUUACAGCCAGUCUCAUUGCUGUCAGUCGGUGCGGGGGGAGGAGGCUGGCACCGGGCAGUAAGGAGUUAACACACGUGUGUGGCUGCACGCUCUCACAUACAGGCAGGAUCAGAGCAACAGUCGGGGGGAUACAGGUGAGAGCGGCUGCCACUAACCCCCCUGUACCCCCUCUCCCUGCCAGCAGGUAGGCGCUGCCAGACAGUGAUGCUUCACCAGAAGACUGUGGGCAUUGGCUGAGCCCCCCCCCCCCCGAGGAAUCAGAAGGUGACCUAUAUCCCCUGCCCUGCGGAUGCUCACAAUUCCCAUGUCACCUUGUGUCGCUCAUUCCCAUUGGCCCGGGGGGAUUAUUCCUUCUUCCGGGAAUCCUGUGCCCGUUGGGAUGUGCUGGGAGGCACCGGCGCCUGGGCGUUUGGCCGUACAGAUUGGGUGGCACUGACUGGGCCAUGCUGGGCAGAUAAGGAUGCCAGUCCGACGGGGCCACGUGGCACCACAGAACACGUUCCUGGACACCAUCAUCCGCAAGUUUGAGGGGCAAAGCCGCAAGUUCAUCAUCGCCAACGCCCGCGUGGAGAACUGCGCAGUCAUUUACUGCAACGAUGCAUUCUGUGCCAUGUGCGGGUACACACGGGCGGAGGUCAUGCAGCGACCCUGUACCUGCGACUUCCUGUACGGGCCCCGCACCACCGCAAGCUCCGCCUCCCAGAUUGCCCAGGCCCUUGUGGGAUCCGAGGAGCGGAAGGUGGAGAUUGCCUUUUACCGCAAGGAUGUCUUUGGUUCCGUAGGGAGUUGUUUCCUGUGUUUGGUGGAUGUGGUUCCUGUGAAGAACGAGGACGGAUCAGUCAUUAUGUUCAUUCUGAACUUUGAGGUGGUGAUGGAGAAGGACCUGCUCGUCUCUCCCAACAAGGACUCCAAUCACAAAGUGCAGUCCCACUGGUUCCCUUCAGGUCGGGGCAAGUCAUUUAAGCUGAAACUCCCAGCGUUACUGGCCCUUACGGGGAGCAAACAGUCUCUCCCUCAGGAGGAUCCCGAUGUGGUUGUGGUGGAUUUCUCGAAGCACAGCAGCGACACGGUGGCUUUGGAGGAGAUGAACUUGACACCCAUAAACAACUGCAUUGGCUCUCAGUCUGAGGACCAGCAGGCGCUGAUAGGCAGCAAGGAACCCAAGGCCCCUCCUGACGAGGAAGGGAACAAGGAGUCGGCAGUGCAGUCAUCUCCCCACACAGACAAAGACCUCCUCAACCUGGACAUGUCCUUUUCCAACUGCAGCCUAUCGCGCAGUCGCUCUCGGGAGAGUUUCUACAGCAUCCGAAGGGCCUCCUCAGUAGACGAGAUUGAAGCCAUGAAAGUAGACCUGGAAAAGUUCAGAAACCGCAACUCCAGCACUGGGGCCAUGAACAAUAUCCGCGCCAAUCUUCUCAACUCCACGUCGGACUCAGACUUAAUGAGGUACAGAACCAUCAGUAAAAUCCCUCAAAUCACCCUGAACUUUGUGGACUUUAAAGGAGACUCAUUCCUGACCUCCCCAUCCAAUGAAAAGGAGAUCAUUGCCCCCAGCAAGCUGAAGGACCGAACACACAAUGUCACAGAGAAGGUCACUCAGGUCCUGUCUCUGGGGGCGGAUGUGCUGCCGGAGUACAAGUUGCAGGCCCCCCGUAUACACAAAUGGACCAUACUCCAUUACAGCCCAUUUAAAGCCGUCUGGGAUUGGCUGAUCCUGCUGCUGGUUAUCUACACGGCCAUCUUUACCCCGUACUCUGCUGCUUUCCUAUUGGGCGACCAGGAGGAGGCGGAGAAUGAGCAGUGUGGCUACUCCUGCAACCCGCUGAGUGUGGUGGAUCUGAUAGUCGAUAUUAUGUUUAUUAUCGAUAUUCUGAUCAACUUCCGAACCACCUACGUCAACACCAAUGAGGAGGUAGUGAGCCACCCGGGGAAGAUUGCCAUCCACUACUUCAAGGGCUGGUUCCUUAUCGACAUGGUCGCCGCCAUUCCCUUCGAUCUACUCAUAUUUGGCUCUGGGUCGGAGGAGAUAAAGAGACCUGACGAAGGAGCAAACAAAGAGACCACAACUCUGAUUGGUCUUUUGAAAACUGCCCGCCUCCUGCGCUUGGUACGAGUGGCCCGCAAGCUGGACCGCUACUCUGAGUAUGGCGCAGCCGUUCUCUUUCUUCUCAUGUGCACGUUUGCUCUCAUCGCUCACUGGUUGGCUUGCAUCUGGUACGCCAUUGGCAACAUGGAGCACUAUGACCAGGAGUAUCGUCCUAUUGGUUGGCUGUACUCCUUGGGCAUCCAGAUCAUGAAGCCCUACAACAGCACCAAUGCAAAGUCUGGCCCUUCCAUCAAUGACAAGUAUGUGACUGCUCUCUACUUCACCUUCAGCAGCCUGACCAGCGUGGGGUUUGGAAACGUGUCCCCAAAUACAAACUCUGAGAAGAUCUUCUCCAUCUGUGUCAUGCUGAUUGGAUCGCUCAUGUACGCCAGUAUUUUUGGGAAUGUGUCGGCAAUCAUCCAGCGUUUGUACUCUGGGACAGCAAGGUACCACACUCAAAUGCUGCGUGUUAGAGAGUUCAUCCGUUUCCAUCAGAUCCCAAACCCUCUCCGCCAGCGCCUGGAGGAAUAUUUCCAGCACGCCUGGUCAUAUACCAACGGCAUCGACAUGAACGCAGUUUUGAAGGGGUUUCCCGAGUGCCUUCAGGCUGAUAUCUGUCUGCACCUAAAUCGAAGCCUUCUGCAGAACUGCAAGCCAUUCAAGGGUGCCACCAAAGGUUGUCUUCGGGCUCUUGCCAUGAAAUUCAAGACCACCCAUGCUCCUCCUGGUGACACCCUGGUCCAUGCUGGCGAUGUGCUCACUGCUGUCUACUUUCUGUCCCGUGGAUCCAUAGAAAUCUUGCGUGGGGAUGUAGUGGUGGCCAUUCUAGGUAAAAAUGAUAUUUUUGGAGAACCUAUAAAUCUCUAUGCCCGGCCUGGAAAAUCGAAUGCAGAUGUGCGAGCCUUGACCUACUGUGACCUCCACAAGAUUCAUCGGGAAGACUUGCUGGAAGUGCUAGACAUGUAUCCCGAAUUCUCUGACUACUUCUGGUCCAGCCUGGAGAUCACAUUUAAUCUGCGAGAUACCAACAUGAUUCCUGGAUCUCCAAGCAGCGAUGACUCCGACAGUGGGUUCAACCGGCUGAGGCGGCGCAAGCUUUCCUUUCGGAGGAGAACAGAUAAAGAUGCUGAAAAUGCCGGGGAGGCCAAGAGGAGCCAGAGGAUGGGGCGCCUGAGUCGGAACACCCCAACAUGUGAGAGCAAAGGCUUGGACUGGGACAAGCAACUCAGUACCGGCCCAUCCAGUUCCUCUUCCAGCGAUGAUGAGAAUCCUCCUCCUUCCUCCAAUACGGUUGAAUUGUCCCCCACACGAGCAAUGUUCACCAACAGUAGCUUCUCUGUGCCUCGUGGGUCGGAGGCUGAGGGGGAUAACGGCACAGCAGACGUGUGUAACCACCUAUCAGGAGCUUUUUCUGGGGUAUCGAAUAUCUUUAGCUUUUGGGGUGACAGAGCAGGAGGCCAGUACCAGGAGCUGCCACGUUGCACCAUCCCUGCCCAUACAGCCCUGGGUGGCACUGCCCCUUCCAUGAGCCGACGGCAGAAAUGUGAGAUUGGGAACAGGUUGGAUGUUCUGCAGAAGCAACUGAACAGGUUGGAGAGUCGGAUGGUGACGGACAUUAAUACUAUCAUGCAGCUGCUACAGAAACAAGCGGCCCUGGUGCCCCCCGCAUACAGUACUGUAUCCUCCCCCCCACAGAUCCCAGGUUACCCCCCGGGGGGAGAUCACAUUGUACAACCAAACCUUGCGGGACUGUCUCAAACACUGGCGUCAAUUUCUCAGGUUUAUGAAUACCAGGAGUUGGAGGGGCAGCGGUUGGAUCUGUGUGAAAUGCCCCUGGUACCACAGCCUGUGAAUACUGAGCCCAGGGACAGCCCACGGCGCCGCUCUCUUCCGGGGCACCUUGAAGACCCCUUGGAUUUGCGGACCCCACAGAGGCACUCGUCUGACCCGGGCAGUUAGGGACAGACUGGAGGCGCCUUUGUCAGACUCAUGUCACAAGCCACAUUCUGGCACAGACAGAGAUCUUGCCAGGAAUCUUGUGUAGCCGAUGCCCAACAUGGAGCCCAACAUGGAGCCCAACAUGGAGCAGCCCUGCCGGUACCAUAGAAGCUGAAUUCCCUCACCCAGGAGGAGGGGUCAGAAAGGCAUUUCUCCACUUGUUCCAGACAAGGAUGAUGUUUGGGGCACGCAUGGCUCUUAGCUGCACCCCAACAUUAUAAUGAACCCCACUUCCUUCUUCUCAUCUCCCUACGUUGGACGCUCUAGCGCCUGGGGCGGUACCAAGUGACUGUAGCAGAAGGUCCAGAUGGAAGGAGCAGGUUGUCUGCUGAGCCCACGAUGGGCUGGGAGUGAGGAGCUUGGAAGGAAAUCCUUGUACUAUAUGUAUGUGACUAUACUGCCCCCCCAUGUAGCACUGCCCCCCCAUGUAGCACUGCCCCCAUUAUUACUCUCACACCGAGCUGAAUGUUGUGUGUAGAACUCUUGGGAAGUCGCAGAAACCCACCGGGAUCUGGUUCUGAGGAAUAUUACUCUCGACUCCCAACAAUAGGGAUUCUGCUGUCUCUUUAAUGCUCUGAAACACUUGUAGGAACUGUCGGACCGACCCUACAGUAUAAGCAGGGGGGCCCCCUGUACUGGGAACUGUCCCCUCAAUGUUCUGCAUUGUCUUUCUCUCUGUCUCUCUCUCUGUCUCUCUCUCUGUCUCUCUCUGUCUCUCUCUGUCUCUCACUGUCUCUCUCUCUGUCUCUUUCUCGUGUCUCCGCACUUCCUACAUUUUGCUCUUGUUGCGCAGUGUGUCUGCCAAGCUGAAAAGUCCAUUCAUCAUAAUGGUGUCAUAAUCACAGCAGGGUGUUCAUCUCAUUCUGCCCCAACAUCUGCAUGCAAGAAUAUGGGGUUGUGUCCCCCUA
Messenger RNA from Xenopus tropicalis (tropical clawed frog), 5172 nucleotides. It is a transcript of the gene kcnh2, whose product is annotated as potassium channel, voltage gated eag related subfamily H, member 2. Gene Ontology annotation, biological process: potassium ion transport; transmembrane transport; monoatomic ion transport. Gene Ontology annotation, cellular component: plasma membrane; membrane. NCBI's taxonomy places the organism in Eukaryota, Metazoa, Chordata, Amphibia, Anura, Pipidae. The transcript has 16 exons. The coding region runs from base 641 to 4225 and encodes 1194 amino acids. Gene Ontology annotation, molecular function: monoatomic ion channel activity; voltage-gated potassium channel activity. The record is from RefSeq and is a predicted model, not a curated record.